Messenger RNA from Cygnus atratus (black swan), 1685 nucleotides. RefSeq names its product glutathione-disulfide reductase (gene GSR). Gene Ontology annotation, molecular function: flavin adenine dinucleotide binding; glutathione-disulfide reductase (NADPH) activity; NADP binding. The record is from RefSeq and is a predicted model, not a curated record. Gene Ontology annotation, cellular component: mitochondrion; cytosol. Bases 39 to 1433 code for a protein of 464 amino acids. NCBI's taxonomy places the organism in Eukaryota, Metazoa, Chordata, Aves, Anseriformes, Anatidae. The transcript has 13 exons. Gene Ontology annotation, biological process: cellular response to oxidative stress; cell redox homeostasis; glutathione metabolic process.
CGGGCCGGGGGCGGUGCUGAGCCGAGCUGAGCCGAGCCAUGGCGGCGGCCGCCUACGAGCUGCUGGUGCUGGGAGGUGGCUCGGGCGGGCUGGCCGGGGCUCGCCGGGCCGCAGAGCUGGGUGCCCGCGUCGCCCUGGUGGAGCCGCGCCGCCUGGGGGGCACCUGCGUCAAUGUUGGAUGUGUGCCGAAAAAGGUGAUGUGGAACGCCGCCGUGCACGCCGAGUUCAUCCACGACCACCCCGAUUACGGCUUCGAGACGUCCGGCGUCAGGUUUAACUGGAGAACCAUUAAAGAGAAGCGCGAUGCUUACGUGAGACGCCUGAACGAGAUCUAUGAAAAUAACUUAAACAAGGCUCGCAUUGACAUCAUCCACGGCUAUGGCAAGUUCACCGCCGAUCCAGAGCCCACCAUCGAAGUCAACGGUAAAAAGUACACAGCUCCUCACAUCCUCAUCGCGACGGGCGGGUUCCCGUCGGUCCCCCCGGACAGUGAGGUUCCCGGAGCCAGCCUGGGCAUAACCAGCGAUGGGUUCUUCGAGCUGGAGGAGCUGCCCAGGCGCAGCGUGAUCGUUGGCGCAGGGUACAUCGCGGUGGAAAUCGCGGGGAUCCUUUCCACGCUGGGAUCCAAGUCCUCCUUGCUGAUCCGUCGGGAUAAGGUCCUAAGGACGUUUGACUCGCUGAUCAGCACAAACUGCACGCAGGAGCUGGAGAACACCGGGGUCGAUGUCUGGAAGUACUCACGGGUCCAGUCUGUCACCAAGUCCCCCAGUGGCUUGCUGGAGGUGACGGUGACGUCCUCAGCGCCUGGCCACAAGCCAACGAUGGAGGUGAUCCGGGAUGUGGACUGCCUUCUGUGGGCCGUCGGGCGGGAGCCAAACUCAAAGGACCUGUGCCUGGAUCGUGUGGGCGUGGAGGUGGAUGCUCGGGGCCAUGUGGUGGUGGACAAGUUCCAGAACACCUCCAGGAAGGGGGUCUAUGCUGUUGGAGAUGUCUGCGGCAGAGCCCUCCUCACCCCAGUGGCCAUCGCGGCUGGGAGGAAGCUGGCACUCCGGCUCUUUGGGGGCCAGCGGGAUGCCCAUCUGGACUACAGCAACAUCCCCACUGUUGUCUUCAGCCACCCACCCAUUGGGACCGUGGGCCUCACCGAAGAUGAAGCCAUCUUUGCACAUGGGAAGGACAAUGUGAAGAUCUACACCACGUCCUUCACCCCCUUGUACCACGCAGUCACCCAGAGGAAGGUGAAGUGCGUGAUGAAGCUGGUGUGUGCUGGCAAGGAGGAGAAGGUGGUGGGGCUGCACAUGCAAGGCCUGGGCUGUGAUGAAAUGCUGCAGGGCUUCGCCGUGGCCAUCAAAAUGGGAGCCACCAAGGCCGACUUUGACAACACGGUUGCCAUUCACCCUACUUCAGCAGAAGAGCUGGUGACGAUGCGCUGAAUCAUGGGAUGGACUGGUGGCAGCUGAGGCAAAGGAGCCAGCUGCCACCUCUUGGCACUACCUCCUCUAUGCAAACCAAUUACAUGAGCAAAUGUCAUCUCCUUCUCAGAGAAAUUUUCCUGGGUAGUAGGGAAAUUUUUUUUCAUGUCUUAAAAAUUGCCUAAAUAUCAGCCAGGUGCUCAGAGAGCCCUGCAUCAGUAGAAUCAGCGUGGCAUGAUUUAAAGUGGAAAAUAAAUGCAGUGAUGCUGGAAA